CGUUGUCUCGUUCGUUCAUCGAAAUGUCUGUCUGACUCUGUCUUUACAAGUUACUGAUUAUGAUUACUACUGAUUUUUUUGAGAUUUUCACGAAUUUGCAAUGCUGAACUGUACAAUUUUGUUUUUCGUUUAUUAAGUGAUGUAAUGCAAAGAAUUUUCAACCAUGGAUUAAAAAAACUAAGUCGGAUUUAGCGCCGUAGGAGUGUGGUUAUGCCCGAAGCAUGCCAUCGACGUCGCGGUCGAGGGGCUCCGGGCGCGGGCCGGACGGCGCGUCACGGGCCCAAGUCAUAGCGCCCAUGUCGGAGCGGCAACAGUUGGCUCUGGUGAUGCAAAUAUCUUCCCAGGAUGCCCCGCCAGCCGCUCCGACCCCAGCAGAAGAGAGGAAACGAACAAGGCAGCAACGGAACGAACGUGGGGAGACACCGCUACAUGUGGCAGCUAUACGAGGAGACCAUGAUCAAGUCAAAAAGCUUCUUGAUCAGGGUCAGGAUCCCGACAUGCCAGACUUUGCAGGAUGGACACCUCUACAUGAAGCUUGCAGCUAUGGAUGGUACCAAGUAGUAGUAGUUCUUGUGAAUGGUGGUGCGAAUGUCAAUGCCAAAGGUCUGGAUGACGAUACACCCCUGCAUGACGCUACUACGUCUGGUAAUCUCAAGAUGGUGAAAUUCCUCAUUGAACAUGGGGCUGAUCCGUUUGUGAAGAACACAAAGGGAAAAAUGCCAUCAGACUAUGCGGCGCCACACAUCUAUGAGUAUCUGCAGUCCUUGAAAGAUAAUAACGUGAGAGCUGCACACGUCGGUCGCGCGAGGGAUGACAGCGUCAAGAAGGGUUGCAAUGCAAGUGCGAACAGCGAAUGCAGCAAGCGGAACAACAUGGAGACCCUAGCGCAGGGCGAAAAUUUCGAUGGCAAAGAUGCCGUUUCGCAAGAGAAGGGUUCGACGGAGAGUAGAGAUGAGAGCACUCAGCUAAGUAGCAAUGUGGUAUCAUCGACACAAGACGAAACCGUUGGUGGAAACAAGAGACAGUACACAGAGGACAAUCAUGAGGCCGAGACGGCUGAUGAGGAAGGGUCCAAGCGGAAGAAGAAGAAGGAAAAUGAAGAAAAAGAACCUAUGGGAAGACCUCUUCUGGUGGGGCAGCGAGGCCCCGGGCGCGUCUUGACCGGCAGUAAGCCCCCUGGGCCGGCGAGUAAGACUGGCGCAUCACAACUCGGAAAAAGUGGAGGGGGACAAAAUGCUAAAGGAUCCGGCGGCUCCGGCAAGGGCAACGCACAGUCCCAAGGGAAAGGCGGCUCCGGCGGGAAAGCAAAUGCACAAAGUUCGCAUCAGAGCAAGUCGUCGGGCUCCAAAGGAUCAGGAUCACAAGGCGGCAAACAAGACAGGAAAAGUCCCGUCGCGAGUCCAAAGCCGAACUUGGGCAAAGAUAGCGAAGGCGAUUCUGAGGAGCAGAAAAGUCAGGAAUCCUCGGGUCCGAAAGUUCCUCCACUCAAAAUCGUGAUACCGGGCGGGGGUGCCGCGAGUAGGAGUGAACAAGAAGGAGAAGGCACGAGGGGCAGCGGCAAGGGGCGCGGCAACAUGUCCACGCUGCCCUACGUGAUACCGUGCACCAGCAACGACACCGGACAGACCUCCGACAGCUCGGACGGCAACUCGGACGACAAGCGCCCUUCGGAAGGAGGAAAGUUUUCAAACCGAAACUGCCCAAAAAAUUUUCCUCCGCAGGCUGGUCAAAGAGUAUUACGUUCGCAUAGAACGAAUGAUGGGGACAAAGAUAAAGACAAGGAGAGAACAUCUCCACAAAGUGGCUCUGAUGCCGUAAUGCACAAACAUCAAUUGAAUUCAAACAAGAGCCCACAACCAUCUAGCUCAGGCCAAGAUGAGCAUGGGGUAUCUACCUCCGGCUCUGGCAGCCGGCACGACUCAGGAUCAUCUGGUCCCUCUGUAGACUUACAUCCCAGGAAAAGGAAGAUUAAAUCUUCCAAGGACAGUCAUUCCCGAGACCAGAAAAAUGAGCCAAUACAGGAGACCAGUUCGCUAAGUCAUAAUGUGACUCAUUCCAAUCCGUACCAGAUGUAUAUUCAUAUACGGAAACAAAUUGAUCGGCGACAAAGGAGUCUAUUCCCGGUAAAACCAAAACCUCCAAAGGACUUUAACAAAUAUCUGAUGAACCGAUGUACUUACACACUACAAGGUAAUGUAAACCCUGAACCACAGGUGGACAUCCCACAUACAAUGCCACCACAGAUGGUAAAUGAAUUUCUAACGCAGGAGAAAGAAAGGCAUCGACUGCGUAUCCAGCAUCUAGUAGAGAAAGAGAAACUAGUGCUGGCCGUCGAACAGGAGAUUUUGAGAGUUCACGGGCGCGCCGAACGCGCUGUGGCAAAUCAGGCUCUUCCUUUCUCCGUGUGCACGAUACUGCGCGACAUGGAGGUAUACAACGUAUUGGCACCGGAGCAGGAGGAGAAACGCAACGCGCAGCGUUCCCGCUGCAACGGAAGGCAGAUCAACUCCUGGCUGCAGGAGGUUGACGAUAAAUGGGAGAAGAUCAAGGAGGGAAUGCUUCGACGGCAGCACACGGAAGCACAAACUCUGCACGCAGUGCAAACCAUGGGCUGGGAGUGGAAACUGAAAGAGCUCGGUCUAUGCGACUACAAGACCACGCCCAAAAUCGACCCAACUCAUGUGCCCCAAAUACAUGUCUCGAAUUUUGACUUGCCCGCUUGAGUUUUGAGUUCAUAUUGCCUGGGUUCAUGUAAGGUUAGCAUAUUAUUAAUAUGCUAACAAAAAUAUAUAUAUAUAUAUAUAUAUAUAAAUAUAAUUUAAAUCUAACAAUUAUAACACCAAUUGGUAAUACGAUCAAGCGGAGCUACGAAAUUGGAUUUUAAUUCUAAAUUUUCGGCCUUCGGGCCCUCUAACAUUCUCCCGCGGCUCCCCUCCCGAUGACUGAUUUCUCCUCUUUCUUGUUAUUGUAUACUUUAUUUUAUGAAGAAAUCAUUUGUUACCGGGAGGCGAACGUAAUUUUAAAAUUUGAUUUGUAUUACCGUCUCGUUAGGGACUAUAAAGGCCAGCGCACAUUAGAGUAAACUACACCGCAUGUUCGCACCAGUGGAUGCGAAGUAACCACACUCUGAAGCUAGCCGAGAACUCUUCAGGUGGCACAGGUACAUGAUAUCACUCUCAAGGUUUUAAAUGUGGGGAUGUAAUUGCGGCACGCGCGACCCUAGAGUGCGUUGACCUUUAGUAAUUAAUUUGAAAUAUUGUAAUUUAAGUCGGGAUUCAAAUUUUUAAAAUCCGAUUUUAUGUAAGAUAUAAUUUUUAUAAUUUUAAUGUUUUAAUAGAUGACUAUAAUUUACAUUUUACCUUUAUUCUUAUGAUUUAAAAGUUUUGUUUUAAUGAAUUAUUAAAUCAAUUGAAUCCCAUUUUAAUGUAAUUAUUAUAAUUGUAAAAAUACGCGUGUGUAAUAGUAGUACUAUUAGUAUAGUAGUCAUUUGUUUAUUUUUGCAUAUAUUACCUGAUUUAUGUAUGCAUCGCAACAUGCGUGCAACGGCACCUAGCGCGCGACAUAAUAUGCUACUCCUAUGUUUUUAGCAGUUUCGGUAGGUUAGUCUUCUUAGUGUGAGGUAAUAAAGUCUUUUGAAGGUAAAUUAAAUCAUCUUAUAUUAGAUCACAUUAAAAUUUUAACUCUAGUAAUCAUUAUAUAUACCUAUGCACAACAGUACUAUAGUCCGACUUCAGUUAAAAGCACGCGUAUUUUAUCUUAAUUUGUAUAAUAUGUAUUAUAAUUUAAGUAAAAGAUCUCAAAUAAC
This is a messenger RNA of Manduca sexta (tobacco hornworm), 3805 nucleotides long. RefSeq names its product ankyrin repeat domain-containing protein 11. NCBI's taxonomy places the organism in Eukaryota, Metazoa, Arthropoda, Insecta, Lepidoptera, Sphingidae. Gene Ontology annotation, cellular component: nucleoplasm. The record is from RefSeq and is a predicted model, not a curated record. Gene Ontology annotation, molecular function: protein binding.